AUGCCUUCGCUCACCGAUCUCGAAAACUUUAUCGAGGAGAACCUGCCACGCAACUUGCAGGAGCUGCCUCACAAGGUCUCGCUCUCCGUGCAAGAGUACUAUCAGAUCCUCUACGAACAGCUCAACAAGUACGGCCCUCCCAUCCCGGACCUGCCCUCGUUCCCCUCGUUCGAGAGCUUCACGGGCAAGGUCACUGAGCUCGUCUCUCCCAUCCCCCCGCCGCCUCCCGUGCUGCCUCCUCCGCCACCGCCCACCAACCUCGAGCUCAUUCACGCCUGGACUCGUCGACACCGUUCCUCACUGAGUUUUGCCAGCGGGCUCAUCAUUGUCGGGCUCGGCACCUCGUAUGCCUACCGAGCCGGUUACAUCGCUCUUCCCUACCUCGGCAAGAAGCACGUCGUAGGACGCGGACGAAAGCGCCAGGUACGCCUCAAGAAUGGUGUGCGCCGCGAGGCCGUCAUCGUGCUCGGUGCCGACACGCCGCUCGGACGCUCGCUUGCCCUGCACUUCUCGAGCCAGGGCUUCGUCGUGCUGGCUUCGGUGUCUUCCUCGGCUGCCCUGGCACAAUUCGAGAACCUCAUCCCACCGAGCUCGCGCGGCUACGUCAAAGCGCUCAUCUUUGACGUCGCCGAGCCUUCAAGCACACUUCAGCCAUUCGUACGCGCGCUCUCGGCCGCGCUCAGCCUCCGCUACCCGCUCACCAGUGCCGGCGAUCCCUAUGCCCGCCCGGGCGAGAACAUCAGCAUCGCUGGCGUAGUCAACGCGCUCAGCUUUGUCGCACCCGAGGACGAUCUCGCCUCAUCGCGCAGCAUGUCAUCUUCCACUUCCACCACGUCGCUUGGCGUGCCCAUCUCCAAGCUCUCGCCCUCCCCAUCGUCCGAGCUGCUGGAGCGCCACGUCGUAUCGAGUCUCUGCGUGCUCGGCGCGCUCGUUCCCAUGCUCAGGGCGCUGCCGAACCGCGCAGAGGAUUCACCAGACAUGGAGCCAGCCACGAUCGUCACUCUGGUAUCAAGCCCGGCUUCGCGCACCGCACUGCCACGCCAAGCGAUGUACUCGGUCAUUGCCCAGAGCGUCGCCGCUGGUGUCCAGUCGCUGCGACGCGAGUGCGAGGAGGACUCUUUCCAUUCCAAGACCGCAAGCAACUCCAAGCUGCCGCCAAAUCUGAGCGCCUCGACUGCAGGAGGAGCCUCCGCCAGACGAGCGUCCAGCUCGCGCUCUCAACUCAAGCACAGAGACGUCCGCGUGACCAUGGUCGAGGUCAACGCAGGCUCCGUCUGGGGUGAACCUGCUGCGACGCCCAGCGCCAACCUUGCCGAGCCAUCGGCAAGCACAAUGAGUGCCAACUCUUCGCUUCACUCGCCGUCGCGCCCGAGCUUCGGCAGGUCUCCGUCGUCUUCGCUCGGUUCGCUCUGGCACCACCGAUCGCCCACGUCGGCGCCAGUGCUCAACAAGGUCUCGGACCUCCUGCUCAGCACAAAGCGAAGACUGCGCCCAAGCUACACAGUGGGAACGCACACCUUCUCUGCUUACUGGUUGACGCUCAGCCAGGUUCUGCUCACGGUCGUACCCACCAGCGUGGUGGACUUUGCGCUUGCUCUGAGGAGACAGCUGUCGCUCCGCCGUGCCGGGCUGGUGGGACGUGCCGAGCAUGCCUUCCUGCCCUGGAACUGGGGCAAGACCUCAGACGCCGGAAAGGGAGUCAGGCGGGCCGGUGAACAGAGGCCGGCUGGCAGUGGCCCUGGGCCUGGCCCGGCCUCGGCUGCGCACUCGCGAGCGUCGCUGCUGAGGUCGAAUGCCGAUCUGAAGCGCCCAGCGGCUGCAGGAUACGAGAUCCGCGACUCGGACGUGCAGAGCCUGCCGGAAAGCGAGCGCUCUUCGGGAGCUGGAUCGGGCAUCCCCAGUAGCGUGCCUUCGUCGGCGUACGGCGACAACGAUGCCGACGCGGAUGCGUAUGCUGGAGAGGAGAGCCCGUACUUUGGCUCUACGCGCCAGAUGCAUGCUUCGCACGCCGAUCUCUCGGCGUCGAAUCCAAGCCUGGCGGAUGCGCCCGUGGGCGGCCGCGCAGGCGGCGUGCCAGCAUCGUUCGCUCGCGAGCCGUGGAUGGGCCCGCCCAGCAGCAGUGGUGCGAGCAGCCGCCUCGCGCACUCGCCCGCGGUGCAGCAGCACUCGGCGCACGUGUCUGAGAGCGAGGACCGCGACGGCGCCACCGACUCGCCGCUCGGCACCAGCUGGGUCGCGCUCGGCGACAGCCAGCACUCGCACCGCUCCUGA
Molecule: messenger RNA, 2271 nt
Organism: Moesziomyces antarcticus
Lineage: Eukaryota; Fungi; Basidiomycota; Ustilaginomycetes; Ustilaginales; Ustilaginaceae
Exons: 1
Coding region: 1-2271 (756 amino acids)
Source: RefSeq, a predicted model, not a curated record